AUGGCUGCUAUGACGAUGCUUGCAUAUGGCACAACUCCAGAUUCGACAAAUGCCUCCAGAUGGCUGAAAUUUUGCUACUGUUGUGGUCAGGGUGUGUUUGGACUGAUGUACUUGACAGAACCAAAUGCCGCAGACACAAGAAAGCUCAUGGAAAUUGAAGAAUCAAAGUGGUUUCCAGGUCUGACAAUGACAUCAACAUGCCACAACGGUCUCCGUUAUUUGCAAAGUUGUGGGCGAAGCUUGUACAUGCACUAUACCAUCAAUGAUCACGCUUACAACAUGGGAUACUAUCUUUAUGAUGGUAUCUAUCCUCCAUGGGCGACCUUCAUCAAGACCAUCUCUAAGCCAAGGGGCCGUGUUUCCUUAGGCGUCGUCGACGUCGAUUAUUCUGCGCCAAUUGGCCCUACGAAUGACUUACCCCGUCACCUCACCGUCAAGCAGAAAUCGGAAGGAAAUAGUGUGGUAAUGGCGCUGCCAGUAGUUCGUCCAUGCCAGGAAGAGCCCACCCUACCGCCGCCGACGGGGACGCAAUUCAGCAACCAGCUAGCUGCCGCUGUGAGGAGCAUCAACUGGAGCUACGCCAUAUUCUGGUCCAUUUCAACCAGCCGUCCAGGGGUUCUGACGUGGAAGGACGGGUUCUACAACGGCGAGAUAAAAACGAGGAAGGUCACCAGCUCGGCGGACAUCACCGCCGACCAGCUCGUCCUGCAGAGGAGCGAGCAGCUGCGGGAGCUCUACGAGUCUCUCCUGUCCGGCCAGUGCGACCACCGGGCGAGGCGUCCCGCCGCCGCGCUGUCGCCUGAGGACCUCGGGGACGCCGAAUGGUACUACACCGUCUGCAUGGGCUACGCCUUCCGCCCUGGUCAAGGGUUGCCAGGCAGAAGCUUUGCGAGCAACGAGCAUGUUUGGUUGUGCAAUGCUCAGUGCGCAGACACCAAAACCUUCCAACGCGCGCUCUUAGCAAAGCUAUUGUUAACUAAUAUCAUGAUGUCCACCAUGUAUGGCGCCCAUGCAUGCUACCUCUGCCGGUUGAACCAGACGGCGUCUAUCCAGACAGUCGCCUGCAUUCCAUUGAUGGGUGGUGUGCUUGAGCUGGGGACAACAAACACAGUUUUGGAGGACAAGGGCAUGGUAAACUGGAUCGGCACAUCUUUCUGGGAGCUGAAGUUCCCAACAUGCUCGAAGUCGGAGGAGCCGAACUCCAUCCCAUCAGUAGACGAUACUGGGGACGCUGACAUCGUGUUCGAUGUCCUCAACCAUAAUACCAUGGCCAUGAUGAUACCCGGGGAACUUGAGCUAGGGGAGGUCGAGUGCCUAUCCGACGACAACCUUGAGCGAAUCACGAAGGAGAUCAAUAGGUUCUACGGCCUCUACGAUGAGCUGGACGUGGGUGCUCUCGAGGAAAACUGGACCAUGGGUGGGUGUUUUGAGAUCAUGUCUUCGCCGGAAGUGCCGCCGGCGCCUGCCGCCACCAAUGGGAUCACUAAUGGUGCUGUCACUUUGAGCUCCGUUGAACCCUCUCGCUCAUCAUGCUUUACGGCUUGGAAGAGAUCGUGGGACUCGGCCGAAGACAUGGCUACGCUGGUCGCCAGGGAGACACAGAAGUUGCUGAAGAAAGCUUUGGCCGGUGGUGCAUGGGCAAAUAAUGGUGGCGACGACACCGCGAGAGCUCAGGAAAGUACCAACACCAAAAACCAUGUCAUUUCGGAGAGGAGGCGUCGGGAGAAGCUCAACGAGAUGUUUCUGAUUCUCAAGUCAUUGGUCCCGUCCAUUCACAAGGUGGACAAGGCAUCCAUCCUAGCUGAGACGAUAACCUAUCUCAGAGAGCUCGAACAGAAGGUGGAGGAGCUAGGAUCCAACAGGGCGGCCAGAACAACAGCUGUCAGAAAACGCCAUGAAGUCGGCGGGAAGAAGGUGUUAGCUCGUUCUAAGAGAAAGGCAUCAGAGCUCGGCGGGGACGACACGGAGAGGGUGCUCCCCAAGGACGACGGCCUGAGCAGUGUCAUCAACGUCACCGUGACUGACAACGAGGUGCUCCUGGAGGUGCAAUGCCGGUGGAAGGAGCUGCUGAUGACACAAGUGUUCGACGCCAUCAAGAGCCUCCGCCUGGACGUGCUCUCCGUGCGCGCGUCGACGCCCGACGACCUCCUCGCUCUCAAGAUACGAGCUCAGUUUGCCGGUCCUGGCGUCGUGGAAACUGGGAUGAUUAGCGAAGCACUUCAGAGAGCUAUUCGCAGGCCAUGA
This is a messenger RNA of Triticum turgidum subsp. durum (durum wheat), 2244 nucleotides long. NCBI's taxonomy places the organism in Eukaryota, Viridiplantae, Streptophyta, Magnoliopsida, Poales, Poaceae. The record is from the annotation of a GenBank genome assembly.